This is a messenger RNA of Anoplophora glabripennis (Asian longhorned beetle), 2025 nucleotides long. Its product is annotated as SET and MYND domain-containing protein 4. The coding region runs from base 281 to 1933 and encodes 550 amino acids. Lineage: Eukaryota; Metazoa; Arthropoda; Insecta; Coleoptera; Cerambycidae. The transcript has 3 exons. Gene Ontology annotation, molecular function: protein binding. The record is from RefSeq and is a predicted model, not a curated record.
UGUUUAGUUAGUCAGUAGAUUAAUGCUGAAGCUGAAAUUACUAAAAGGACAUUAAUUUAGUAAUUAAAUGUGUCCAUAUUAUAAUAUAAAUAAUUAGUAAGCUAAUUCUACAUAGAAUAUUAGUGAAUAUUUUACAUAAUAUUGAAAGUGUAGUGUAUAGUGCGUAAAUAAUUUAGUUUCGCUCCUUACAAAGGUAUUGUUUGCAAUCUUUGAGGGUAUUGAAAAUAACUAACAUAAAUUAUUAAAGUUUUAACAAAACGACAAUUACUGAAAUACUGAAAUGGAUUAUACCAAAAAUCUUGAUAACAUAGUUGAACAACUACUGCACCAUCUGUCGGCUAAGAAACUAGUCGCAGCAACAUCGAAACUGUUUUCUAUUUUAGAAACAAACUCUGAACGGGUGGACUUUGCUUAUCGGUUACUAGAUGAAUACCAUUUGCUUCCCGCGUUAAGCGAAGAUUUAAAAAAUAAUGAUUUAGCUGCAAAAAUAAGGCAGAAGGGCAACGAAAUGUUUAAAGUAAAGAAAAACGGGGAAGCUAUAGAAUUGUACACACAAAGCGUUGCACUCGCAGCAGACGGAUCAGAAUAUUUGGCUUUAGCAUAUGCCAAUAGAUCUGCAGUAUUGUUUGAAAGGGGAUUUUAUAGGGAGUGUCUAAAGGACAUAGAUCAAGCCUUAAAAAAUAACUAUCCAGAGAACUUAAAACCAAAGUUACUGAAAAGAAGAGAGAAAGCAAAUGACUUAAAAGGAAAACAAUUAAUUAGAAACUACUUUGAACCCAUUCCAGAAAUUCCAGAAAACCAGAAGAAUACAUUAAUUCAGUGUGCUAGUGAUUCGAUAGAAAUAAAACGUACUGAAAAUCAGGGAAGACAUGUGGGAGCUACCAGAGACAUAAUGGUAGGAGAAAUAUUGGCCGUAGAAAAACCAUUUUGCCAUAUAUUGAUAGAACGGUUUUAUAACCACUGUCACAACUGUCUGAAACUCUGCUACAAUUUGAUUCCGUGCGUGAGAUGCACUCAAGUUAUGUACUGCGAUGUAAAAUGCAGGGACAAUGAUGAUGGCUACCACAAAUACGAAUGUAGAAUUUUAGCCACAGUUAGAAAACUAAAUAUCGACAAAUUGAAGCUCCUACCUCUAAAGAUAGCUUUGCUAGUGAAAGACAAGUAUCCAAUCAUCAAAGAAAUGGAUAACACAGAAGAAGGCUUGUACCAUUCCGACAGAUAUAAAGAGAUUCAUAAUUUAAUUCCAAAUACAUCCAGUCGAUCAGUUUCAGAUAUGUUUGAUAGAUCUUCAACAUCGGCAAUUAUCUUUCAUCUAAUCAAAAAAUUCACAGACUUCUUUCAAAGUGAGGAAGAGGAGACUAUUUUCAAGGAUCUGAUUCUGCUGCACAUGCAAACGAGUGCAUGUAACUUUCACGAGAUCUCAGAACUAGCUGAAAACGAUAUAGGAAUUUAUGAACCAGAUGAAAUUGGAGCUGGUGCCUAUUCCUUUCUGAGCAUGUUCAACCACCGAUGCAGUCCGAACGUGUUGAGAGAUUGCUACGGACCUGUGGUUGUGAUAAGAGCCAUAGAAAACAUUAAAAAGGGGCAGCAGUGCUAUGAUAAUUAUGGAUACCACUAUGCUGUAAUGUCUAAGCCUGAUAGAAAAGCAAAACUCAAAAAACAGUAUUUCUUUGACUGCACUUGUGAAGUCUGUGAGAAUGACUGGCCCCUAUACCAAAACUUGCGAGAAAUCCAGACUAAUAUCUGUAUAGAACCAGAUGAUAUUUCAAACCUGCAAAAUGGAAACGUUGAAGCUGCUAAAGAGAUUUUGGCAAAAAUGUUACCAAAAAUGAAGGAACUGGAAAAAGUUAAACCCAAUCGAAAUCUUGCUAAUGUGCAGGAAAUUGUCAAGCAAUGUUUCGCACUAUUGGGAAAUGUUAGAAAGACCUUAUAGUAUAGUAUUUUCAUUUUUAAUAAACUAUGUUUGUUCAUUUAUGUCUUAUUCUGCGCAGUAAGUAGUUAUUAAAACAAAUUGUUUUUUUCAAA